UAAAUAAAAAAAAACAAGUCAAAAUGCAUGCAACUAAAAUAAAGGAGGGCGAUGAUCGCGAGGAUAUGGAGCUGAAUCAAGUUUGGCGCGCUUGUCGUAAAAUUCAAAGCGCUAUAUUUCGCUAUAACUUUGAUAUAUGCGCAGAUCUAAAGCAAUUUGAUCCAGAAUGCAGCGGCUUUGUUUCAGAAUCUAUAUUCACUGCUGUGCUGGGCAGAUAUCGCAAAAUGGCUGGCAUGUCAGAAUUUGAGCUGCGCGAUGUUUGCGAUUAUUUUCAAAUACGCGAUGGCCGCAUUGCUUAUCGUCAGUUCUGCAAAACUGUUUGCAAUGAAAAUUUGGGCAAAAGCGCUGGCAAAGAAAUUUGCUCUGGGCUUGAAUGGAACGAUCCUUGGCAUUUGAAUGUUAUACCCAAGCCAGAGGAGCGACGCAAACUUUGUCUUAUACUCAUCAAAAUAGCAAAGGAAACUCAUUUGCCAUUGAUGCCUUAUUUUCAGGACUAUGAACUGAUUGCGCAAAAUGUGGGCGUGGUUACUGUUUCGCACUUUUCGCGUGUGCUGCAUUUUAUGAAAAUUCCGCUAUCUGAAUCUGAUUUUCUGCUGCUGCUUAAGCGUUAUAUGAAGGAUGGUUAUCUAGUUAACUAUGUUGCCUUUCUCAAGCAUAUAGACAAUAUUAUAGACUAUCUAAAGCAGCAUCAUUUGCUGGACAACUCUGGCGAUCUUGUUACUAACUUCCCUGGGCGUCUGGUUGACUUGGAACUCUCACAAUUGCCGCCAAUCAAUGGCUGUCAGAUUAUACAGCCAAUUUUCCCUGAUGCCUGCAAUCAUCCCAAGAAGAAUCGCGGACAAUGCGAUGUGGUCUUUUGUGUUCAAAACUAUAUACACAAGAAUCGCGUGCGCAGCUGUGAAUUCCUGGAAAAGUUUGAUACACUCAAUAUUGGCAGCAUAACAAAGAAUCAAUUUGAACGCGGUUUAUCCAACAUGGGUGUGGGCAAGUAUUUAUCGCAGCGUGAAUUCGAGCUGCUGGCUGAACGCUAUAUGGAUCCAUUGGAUAUGACGCGCAUACGCUGGCGCAAUUUUGUAGAUGAGAUUGAUACGGUGUUUACAACAAAGAAUCUGGACAAGAUGCCGCUGUGUGUGGUGGAGUCGCCGCUGCAGCAUAUUAAGGAAAUGCCUAGACCAGGCACGCUGGACUGGCAAGCAGCGCCGCAGAAUUUGCGCGAUUUGUGCGAGGAAGCAAUGGCUAAAAUCAGAUUACGUAUACGCAAUCGUCGACUAUAUUUGCAUCCAUUCUUCCGCAACUAUGAUAAGCUCAACAGCGGUCAUGUGCGCUGCAAUCAAGCGAAUCAAAUCUUUCGCGUCAAUGGCAUUUUACUGUCCGAGCAGGAGCUCAACUCAGUGCUGCAUCGCUAUGGCAAUGAGCUGGGCUUCUUCUAUACCAAAUUUCUGGAUGAUGUUGAUCCAGCUGAGUAUGCUAUGCCUACUAUGGUCACCAAGCAGCAGCUGCAGGAGUGUCCAGAGUUUCCACGCGAUGUUAAGCAGCCGGAAAUGGCCAGCGAGGAGACUGUAACGCGUAUUCUGACCAGCUGCAAGCGACAGGCGCUUACCAAGGGCGUUUCGGUUAUAGAUUUCCUAGCUGACUACGAUCGUCAUCGUGAGGGUUUAAUACUUGAAGCGGACUUCAAGCGCGCGCUGGACAAUUCGAUGGUUAUGCUAAGCGAGGAUGAUGCCAAUGUUGUUUGCAAUGUCUUUCGCGCACAGCAGCGCACGGCCUGCAUACGCUAUCGCGACUUUUGUCGCGCACUGGAUGAAAUCUUUAUACAGCUGGAUUCCAAUUUGGGUGACAAUAUUGUGACUGCUGUGCCGCUGCUGCAUUUGCCGAAUCUGGACUGUGUCGACUGCUUCCUCAACUUUGAUGAGCGCACACUUUGCUCCAAGGCGCUGAUGAAGCUGGCACGCCGACCCGAUGAAAUCUCCAAUUUGCGCCAAGUGUUCAAGGACUUUGAUAGACAGCUCUGCGGUUCGGUUACACAGAAUCAGUUCCUGCGCGCCAUUACGCUGCGUGAUAUGCACCAGAUGCUGAGUGGUCGUGAAUUCGAAUCGAUUUGUAAAUGCUUUGGCGUCAAGCGUGGCCUCUGCCUGGAGUUCAACUAUCGCGAGUUUCUGCAGAUACUGGACGUGCUCUUCACCACGGGCCAAAUGAAGCGCAACUAUUAGCGCCUACAGUUAGUUUAUAUACAAAAUUUCUGUGUGUUUAAUGUUUGAAUAAAA
Molecule: messenger RNA, 2264 nt
Organism: Drosophila busckii
Lineage: Eukaryota; Metazoa; Arthropoda; Insecta; Diptera; Drosophilidae
Exons: 9
Coding region: 24-2210 (728 amino acids)
Molecular function (GO): calcium ion binding
Source: RefSeq, a predicted model, not a curated record